AUGCUAAACCGGAGUUGUUUUCCGGCUGGUUUUCUAUUUGGAGCUGGAUCAAGUGCCUACCAGUAUGAAGGAGCAGCAUCUGUAGACGGCAGAACAAGAAGUAUCUGGGAUACUUUUGUUAUUGAGUACCCAGAAAAAAUUUCGGAUCAUAGUACUGGGGAUGUAGCUGAAGACUUCUACUAUCUCUAUAAGGAUGAUAUCGCUCUGAUGAAAGAAAUUGGUUUAGACUCAUUCAAAUUCUCCAUCUCCUGGUCUAGAAUUUUGCCUCAGGGAAAACUCAGCAGGGGAGUGAAUUGGGAAGGUGUCAAAUUCUACAACGAUCUCAUCGAUGAGCUCUUGUCAAACGGUAUAGAACCUUUCGCAACAAUAUUCCACUGGGAUCUUCCGCAAACCCUGGAAGAUGAAUACGGUGGAUUUUUGAGCCCUGAUGUUGUGGAUGAUUUUCGCGAUUAUGCUGAUUUCUGCUUCAAAAUAUUUGGCGAUAGAGUAAAGAAUUGGAUUACUUUGAAUGAACCAAACUUAUUUAGUAUGUCUGGCUAUGCACUCGGAGACUGGGCACCUGGUCGUUGAAACUCUGCAACCGAGCCCUAUUUAGUGGCACACCAUCUCAUUCUUUCUCAUGAAACUGCUGCAAAUUUAUACAGGCACAAGUAUCAGGCUUGUCAAAUGGGAAGAAUUGGGUUAGUAGUAAGUGCCAUUUGGUUCAAACCUAAAUAUCAAACAAAAUCUUGCAGAAAAGCUGCCCAUAGAGCUCUCGACUUUUUUGUUGGAUGGAUUGUGCAUCCAAUGGUAUACGGUGACUACCCAAAGAGCAUGCGACAAUUAGUUGGGAAUAGGCUGCCAAAUUUCAAAGCUCAACAAUCUGCUCUGGUAAAGGGUUCCCUCGAUUUUCUAGGAGUAAAUUAUUAUACCGCCAGGUAUGCAGAAGACUCUAAUACUACCAGCAUUUUUCUAAGCUACACAACAGAUAGUCAUGUUAACUUGUCCGCUGAGAAAAAUGGGAUUCCUAUUGGCGAACCGACGGAUUGCAGUUGGCUUUAUAUGUACCCAAAGGGAAUAAGACAAAUAUCACUUUAUAUAAAGAAAAAAUACAACCUCCCCAUAUAUAUUACUGAGAAUGGAGUGGCAGAUACAAGUAAUAGUUCAAUAACAAUAGAGGAAGCCCUCAAGGAUGGCAUAAGAAUAAAAUAUCACCAGCUUCACCUAUCGUAUCUCCUACAAGCUAUCAAGAUGGGUGCUGAUAUUAGAGGCUACUCUGUAUGGUCAUUCAUGGAUGACUUUGAAUGGUCAGCUGGUUACACUUAUCGUUUUGGCUUCAUUUAUGUGGAUUUUAACAACAAGUUGAAAAGAUAUCUCAAAGACUCGGCUUCCUGGUACAAAAACAUCCUCCAAAGAGACAAUGCAACCACCGAGCACUCUUCUUCAUUCUCAUUCUAA
Messenger RNA from Mangifera indica (mango), 1437 nucleotides. Its product is annotated as beta-glucosidase 17-like. The record is from RefSeq and is a predicted model, not a curated record. The transcript is spliced from 14 exons. Gene Ontology annotation, molecular function: beta-glucosidase activity. Gene Ontology annotation, biological process: carbohydrate metabolic process. NCBI's taxonomy places the organism in Eukaryota, Viridiplantae, Streptophyta, Magnoliopsida, Sapindales, Anacardiaceae.